Messenger RNA from Helianthus annuus (common sunflower), 2253 nucleotides. RefSeq names its product serine/threonine protein phosphatase 2A 57 kDa regulatory subunit B' kappa isoform. Gene Ontology annotation, molecular function: protein phosphatase regulator activity. The record is from RefSeq and is a predicted model, not a curated record. Gene Ontology annotation, cellular component: protein phosphatase type 2A complex. Lineage: Eukaryota; Viridiplantae; Streptophyta; Magnoliopsida; Asterales; Asteraceae. The coding region runs from base 610 to 2109 and encodes 499 amino acids. The transcript is spliced from 2 exons. Gene Ontology annotation, biological process: signal transduction.
UCUCGGUUUUCUCCAAAAGCUCGCCCUUCCUCCUCUGCUUUUUCUUCUGUCUUUAUAGAAUCUUGAGCCCUUUGAAUUUAUUGUCUCUCCUUUCAAUUUCCCCCCUUCUUCUUCUUCCUCCUCCUCCUUCUAUGUCUUAACAGGAACAAAGUGUGUGCAAUGUAACGUGAUCUUCACCAAAGAAUGCAAUAGGAUAUUAAUCAAUGCUUUAAAAGUUAAAAAAUUGAAGCUUUUUGGCUUCAUGUGCUUUCAAUUUUUUGUUUUUUUUGAAGAUUUCACUCGUUUCUUGCUUUUCUCUCUCUUAACUUUACCAUUUUUGUUAGAGAAACUGUAAAAAAAUCUAGUUUUUUGAUCAAACCUGACAUGGGUUUGUUCAAGAUCUGAUUUUUUUUGUAUUUAAUUCUGUUGGGUAGAUUGAUGGUGUGGAUCUUGUAGCUUUUGUGUCUAGAUCUUGUGAUUUCCUACACCUUUUCUUGAUUUUUACCCUUAAUUUCAAGAAUUCACAAUUGCAUGUGGGAUAUUAUGUUUCUUGAAUUCUGGGCUUGUUUAAGUUGAUCUUUUUAGGGUUCUUGAACAACAGUUAAUUCCAAAUUUGUUAAAUAUCUUACAAUGUUGAAGCAGUUGCUCAACAAGCUUCCCAAAAGAUCAAUCAAGUCUGAAUCUUUAGAAGACCCUUUAAGUGAUCCCAACAACAAUGGUGGAAUUCAAAGAAGCACAAGCUUAAACAGUGCAUCAUCAUCACCAAAAGUAGUACCAAAUGCACCCAAAAGAACAUCAUCAGCAGUGUUCCCAUCAAGUGUUAUAGCUGGAAUUGAACCCUUGUUACCCUUCAAAGAUGCCCCAGCUUCAGAAAAGAUGUCACUUUUCAUCAGUAAGUUAAGUCUUUGCUGUAUGGUUUUCGAUUUCACUGAUCCUAGCAAGAACACAGCCGAAAAAGAUCUUAAACGGUUAACAUUGAUUGAGCUUCUUGAUUUUGUUGCAUCUGGGCCUCCUAGAUUCUCUGAGCCUGCAAUAUUAUCUUUAUGUAAAAUGUGUUCUGUUAAUCUGUUUAGAGUGUUCCCCCCGAAUUAUCGAUCUGCACGCGGGGGAGAGAACGAAGACGACGAGCCCUCGUUCGAUCCAGCAUGGCCUCAUUUACAAAUUGUGUAUGAUAUAUUGCUCAAGUUCGUGACAUCGGCUUCUGUCGAAGCGAAAGUUGCGAAAAAGUAUAUAAAUCAUUCGUUUAUAUUACGAAUGCUUGAUCUUUUCGAAUCCGAAGAUCCUCGCGAACGCGAGAGUUUAAAGGCGAUAAUGCAUAGGAUUUACGGGAAGUUUAUGGUGCAUAGACCGUUUAUUCGAAAGAGCAUAAGUAACAUAUUUUACAGGUUUGUGUUUGAAACCGAACGGCACAAUGGGAUAGCGGAGUUGUUAGAGAUAUUCGGGAGUGUGAUUACUGGAUUUGCGUUACCUUUGAAAGAAGAACACAAGAUCUUUCUUUGGAGGGCUUUGAUUCCGCUUCAUAAACCGAAGUCUUUAGGGGUUUAUUUUCAGCAGUUGUCGUAUUGUGUUACGCAGUUUAUUGAAAAGGAUCCGAAGCUAGCUAGUACGGUGAUUAGGGGGUUGUUGAAGUACUGGCCGAUUACUAAUAGUCAGAAGGAAGUGAUGUUUUUGGGAGAAGUCGAAGAGGUUCUCGAAACGAUUAGUAUGGGGGAGUUUCAAAGAGUGAUGGUUCCUUUGUUUUGGCGGAUCGGAUGCUGCAUCAACAGUUCACAUUUUCAGGUGGCAGAAAGGGCACUGCUUUUAUGGAACAACGACCAGAUCUUCAAUCUAAUCGGUCACAACCGACAAGUGAUCUUACCCAUCAUCUUUCCAGCACUCGAAACCAAUGUGCAGAAUCACUGGAACCAAUCGGUUCUUAACCUAACACUCAACGUCAGAAACGUGUUCACAGAGAUGGAUAACAUGUUGUUUCUGGCCUGUCAUGCGCAUUUCGUGGAAGAACAAGAGAAACAGAGUUCUGCAACAGAGAAGAGGAAGGAGGCGUGGGCCCGCCUAGAGAACGCUGCAAGUCUUCGACCGAUAACGAUGAAUACUACAGCAGUUCUGGUAAUGAUGCCACAACAAAGUUAACUUAAUUUUAAGUAUGCACCUUUUUUUUGUAAGUGGCAGCUGUUGUAACUUUUUUAUUUUUUUUACUCACUGUUGUAUGAUGGAAAAUUUGUACUUAUGGAUUAUGGAAAUUAAAUUAACACCCUUUUGUCCUAUUUCUUUUCA